GUUUGUGAAUAAGGUUAGGAAAGGAAUUGGCGGUUUGUUUCCGGAAUCGCAGCGAAUUUAUCGCCGUUUAUUAUUAAUCCGGAAUAAACCCGCCGGGGGAGAGAGAGAGAGAGAGAGAGAGGGAGACUCGGCGCUGUGGAGGAUGAGGAUGAUGAUUUCUGUGGCGCUGCUCUGCUGCCUGCUGCUGAUGGCUGAGGCGGCGCGGAGCCGGAAGGAGUGGGGCGGCGGCGGCGGGAGCGCGAGCGGCGGGCUGAGGAGAGCCGCGAGCGGAGUUUACCACAGCCUGAGCUCCGUGUUCGGGGAGGAGAACAUCAGAGCCGUACACAAGUUUUUCUCCAGGAGCACUGAGCGGUUUGUGCAUGGCGUGGACUCGCUGCUGGACGCGUUGUGGAGGAGUGGGACGGACCUGCUGGACGCUCUGGGGCUGGACUCCUCCAUGCUGUCUCACUACUUCAGCCCGUCCUCUGUGUCGAGUUCUCCGUCUCGGGCGUUGUUGUUGCUGGGUGCUGUGUUAUUGGUGUACUGGCUCGUGCACUUGGUUCUGGGUGGAGUGAUGUUGGUUCUGCGAGCCGUGUUGGGGCGGUACUUCUGGGCGGCGCGUGUGCUGUUCUUUGCGCUCUCGUGCCUGUACGUGCUGCAGAAGUUCGAGGGCGACCCGGAGAAGGCGGCGCUCCCCCUGCUGGUCAUCAUGGGUGUGUACUUCAUGACGGGGCCGGUGUCUGCAUACUGGAGGAGACAGGGCGCGUCCUCGCUCGAGGACAAGAUCGACAACCUGGAGACGCAGGUACGCCUCCUCAACAUCCGCCUCAGCAGGGUCAUCGACAACCUCGAGCGCUCCGCCGACCAGUGAGGAGACGCUGUUCAGGGGGCGGGGCUAGGAUUAGGGCGUGGUUCUGGGUUUAAUGUUCCUGUUCUGAAUCUGUACAUUUUACACCAACACUCAUGAUGUUUCUAAGUCUCCGUUUGCUAGGCAACUGGGCAGUAUACACUGAUGUUAGCUUUUUAAUAUGAAAUGGAAUUUCUGUCCCAUUCUGAUCAAACAGAACAGAACGGGGAGGGUUAAACAACAGGAAGUGACAUGUACAGUUAACUAGUGUCAUGUUGUUAUUCUCAGUGUUACAGGUAAUCACAUGUCCACUCAUCACGAGACUGAUCCUUGACCCGCGCUCUUACAUCACCACUGUUAGCAAUAGAGCCCUGAGUGUGUGUGCGCGCGCUAGCAGGCCUGAGAUUUAACCAGGACACCGUGUGUCUGUCUGUCUGUCUGUCUGUCUGUCUGUCUGUCUCUAGAGGUCACCAGGUACACAUUAGCCAAACUCUGUGUGUGUAAGAGAGACAAUUAUCUUCAUGGCUGGAAUCUGUCCAUAGAUCCUUGGAAAAGUGUGUUAAACACACACACGCAGAGUUUGGCUAAUGUGUACCUGGUGACCUCUAGAGACAGACAGACAGACAGACAGACACACGGUGUCCUGGUUAAAUCUCAGGCCUGCUAGCGCGCGCGCACACACACUCAGGCCUACUGGUGUAUGAGCACUGAUCCAGGAUCAGAGACUCUCAGAUAAUCAUUAAUAUUCGAUCAGAUCAUUACUGCUCACUGUUUAUGAAGGAGAUUAUGAAGGUUCAUUAACACUCCCUAUGAAGCCUGUAUGAUGCGUUAUCACUGAGCCACUCACUCACUGUUUCAGUGCACAUAUGGACUGGGCGUGUCCUCAACCACUACUGCGACAGCUACAGAGCGUAAUAACCUCCUACUGAAGUGUUAUAAGCGUAUUAUGAUCACUAUGUGACAUCAGGCUUCAUAUAGAGUGAGUUACAGCAUUUAUGGUUAAUUAUGAGUAGACUUUAGUCUAUCAGCAAAUUUAAUUCCGUUUAUAAGGGCAUCAUAAAGAGUUUAUUAAGUGUUACACUGGCGAUGUGUGUAAAUUACCUGCUCUGUGUGAAAGGGUAUAAAUAUGCGUAAGUGUUUAUUACAGAUUUAUUACACAUGUAUGUUUCUGAUAUAAGGCCAUGAUUUUAUUCUCAGUAGAAACACUGGAUGUGUGUUUUUUUCAUCAGGAGCUCAGUGAAGACUGUACUGUUUAUUAUUAUUAUUAUUGUUGUUGUUGUUAAAGGGAAACAUGCAGCCACAUGUUGUUUACUUAACGUAUUGUUAAUAGAAUGAAUAUCGAAAGCCUGUUUAUUUUUUAUUUGUCAUUUAUUUGUGGGGUUUUUUGCUGAUAAUCUCCGCUCAGUGCUGCUGUGUCAUAAAAUGCAGAAAUUAUUUAAAGACGAAGAAAAUCUAAAUGUUCCCGUGACGUCUGUCUUUUCCUCAACAACCCAAUUUUAAAGGUCAACUAAGUUUAAAAAAAAUUAACUUUCAUAAUAUGUUUAUUCUUACCUAAAAACACCAAACCCGACUUGGAAGUAAAGCAAGAAAGUUUUUCUUCUCAAAAUCGUAUAUUUUUAGUGAAGUUACAAAAUAUCCCUUUCUGAUUGGACAGCAGGUGAUGACGUAUGUUUCAGAAUACAAUGCAGAAAGUAGCUGAAGAACUCCCUGCAGUUUUUGUGGAAAUGAUCGAUAAGGAUCGAAAUAAAAGGGACACAUUGUGUUGUGCAUUGUUUUCCGUUGUGUCACGAAAGGUGUAGGCCUGUGUAGCAAAUAAGAUGUUAUUUCAACGCCCUGAUUUGUAGGUUGACUAUUUUCAUUCCGUGACACAGGUGCACAUGCUCUGCCUGUGCGUCAAUGCCGACUGACGUCGAAUCAGUGUGCUGCAGAGAGAUCCCCGAAGUGGCUGCAAAAAUACAAGCCUGCAAUGAGCAACAGAAUGCACAGCUAGAGUGCAUCACGUCUCACCCAGGCUUUCAAACAGUCUGCCUGGAUAGAUGGGUACUGGAGACAGCACACUACCAGUAUGUGCAGCAGUAUGGUGGGCAGUGUUCGAACUAUGCCGAUAUUUUCGGGGGGUCCCUUUUUUUCCCUUGGGUGGGGGGCGCUUGCGCUUGUCUCAGAGCGCGGAUCUCCAAACGCAUGAGAAGCCUAUCUUACGCACAUAUCACGCGGACUCCACACACGCAUCGCGUCUGAAGUCAUAACUCAUCAGGGGAAAUCGUGUCCGCAUUGGCAUGUUCAAAAAACAACCUCGCGUCAACAAUGAUACCACACGCAAGAAAAAAAAAAACAGUCAGGCUACUCAACACAUCUGAUCCACAGCAGCACCAAAGCAUCACUGGAAAUCAUGUCAACAACCAAUCUUCCACAACACUUCAGAUAUGCAAAUGCUUCCCGUUACACACGAUUGCUAUGUCAAUAAACAUCAUUUUGCCAAUAUUUUAGAGACCCCCCCAACAUUUCCCAAAUCAUGUUUUCAAGGGAUCUCAUGUCUGUUUCAGGGGAUCUCGGAUCCCCCGAGUACCCCCGUAGUUCGAACGGUGAUGGUGGGCAUGCAAGGCAGGAUCCAUCUGAAAAUGAGUGAGUUGUCCCCCUAGAACUCUGAUUGGUAACAAAAGUGCCGAGAAUUCAUGUAUUGCUGCAGCUAAAGUCAUCACUACUGUAGUAAAAUAAUAAUAAUAAAACCACACACAAAGUAAAUUCACAAAGUACAUUGAGUUUACAGGAAAUUCAGACAUACUGCAUAUCGGCAGCUGGCUAGAUGGUGCUGGGAGUACCUAGGCCGUCAUGUUCGCGUUCCACUGCCAUCCUGUACAGUCACAAAGAUCCGGGAGACAUUCCCAUCCACUGAAUAUACAGGUUUCCAGGAUGUGGUGUAAUGUGGCAAAUAAAGACGUUUGAAUGUAUACUUGAAUCAGAUUUAUUUGUUCUAAUGCAUUUGUUAACCCUAUAACAAAGAAACCAGAGGUCCAAAGACCUGGGAAAAGGAUUCACACAGCAAUCCUUCCCAAUCCAGUGUGGAUACGUUAUAGUCCGUAAUCAACACUAACACUUGCCUGAAAUAACCUCAGCAAUGAUAACACACAAAAAAAGAAUAAUAAUAAUAAAUAUGUAUGGUGUUGAAACAGAACUGAAAAAGUUUUCAAAGACCCAAAAAGGCACAAGAUCAUACAUGGCACACAUUUGCCCAUCAAAAGUUUCUCUGAUGUUUACAUACAGCGCAAUACAAUCAUUUUUUGGAAAAUCGGCUGUGAUGGCAUCGGAUAAUCUCCUCUUUGGGGGGGGGGGGGGGGGUACACAUGGCCGCUGCUCAAAGGUGGUGGUGAUGGCUGCCUCUCUGGUGGUGAAGUGUCAAAGUCUUGCUCCGAUACAUCAGCCAUGAGUUCCUCAACAUAGGCUACACACAUUAAAAAAACAUGUCAAACAUUCAAAAGAAGAUUACUGCUUUUGGUUUUGGUGGGCUGUCUGUUUUCUUUUGUAACACUACGUAAAGUGUUUUACAAAUCAGUGCAAAGCCAAUAUGUGACAGAUGUAUGGAGGAAAUCACAACCUACAUAACGUGACAUUUUCCACCUUUGACUUACAGUAGUUGCAUGGUUCUUUAACUGGCUUAGCUGAAGCACUUCCUGGCUUGUCCUUUGGUUUUCGAAUACUACAGCGUAGGUCCCCUUUACUUGUCCUUGCCUGCUCUCUGUCACUGUUUGCGUUGUAGUGUAGUGCUGCCCAAUGAAUCCUGAGAUAGAAAUGAUAGGAAAGAAACAAUGAUUUUGUUGAUGCUGUUAAUAUUGAUACUGAAUGUGAUGUUCUCUAUUAUCAGCAUGAAAACAGCAACAUUCUGAGUUAUCAAGAUUAGCGAGAGGUAUGAACUUACCUGCUGAGGAUGCCAUGAUAUCUGUACGACUUCAUUUUUGGCGCAAAUGUUUUGAUGGUCUCAUCUUUGGGGAAGCGAUGAAAGCUUGCCCCGUCUUUAUAUGUAUCGCCACAACCUGCGAUUAUACACCGAGUAGGCGUGGCUGGGGACUGUAGGCGAAAACUCUGGACUCAGUCUUUGUAAGUAACUAAAUCAACUCAAAUUACUUUCAGCACUUCAGUCCAGGUGCAACGACUAUGCCACCGUGUUAUUCUGAAACAUACGUCACGAGGUCGCGUGACCUAUCUCGUGCUCGUAAGUUUAUUUUUUGAAGGGUGGAGCUUUGGGUCCUGAAAAACAGAUGAAAUACCGCUUUCCAGCAAUUAGUGCACAUUCACAAAAUCACUCUCAGAAAUGUAAGGUAUCUCUGGAUACAUGAAAACACAUUUGGAUCACCGUGGAAUUUUGUUUUUUUUAACUUAGUUGACCUUUAAAUAAACAAUUACAUUUGAUAUAAAUCAGGAAUGUCACCGAUUUAUGUUUUUAUUACCAUUAAUUAUUUCAGAAUUUAAACCACUGUGAGGAGCAGACUGAGCCUCCAGGAUUAUUAUUAUUUUUUGUUUGUUUGUUAGCUUGACAGAGCCGACAUUCUGUUCUUUUUCAUCGUUUUAUUAUUUUAUUUUAUAAUUUUUACACAGUUUUUGAUGAGUCACAAACUUUGGUGUGGACCUCACAGAGAUCCCACAGGAAAACUGUGCUUGUGCUUUUGGGAACAAUGGGGAUUACACUUCUCACAUAGCAACGAUCCAAAGUACAUCUUUUCCCUGUAGGAGUAACUCGGGGUGCGUUUAUUUUUGGGAAUAGGAGUACAUGUGAAAUGUUUCUCUGCUCCUGUUUUCACUGAGCCUUUCUUCAUUCACAUUUACUGAAGACGCUACAGCUGCGUGACUCCACCUACUGAAACCCCUGGCAACCAGCUGGGCGAGGAUAGCAACCAGUUAACACCCUAGCAACCAGCUUAGUUUCCUUAGCAACCACCUGGGACCAUAUAGAAACUUUGUAGCAACAUCAUAGCAACCAACUGGGUUAGCAUAGCAACCAACUAGCAACACCACAACACCACCCUAACACCUAGCAACACCCUAGCAACCAGGUAGAAUUUAGGAUUCAACACUUUAACCUUUUAAAAGUUUCAGUGUUUUGACAUUUAGAUCUUAUAAAGUUUGAAUCCUUUAACCUUUACAUUCUUAACAGUUUAAACGUGUUACAGUCAGCGACAUCAGAACAUGGAUAUGGUGUCAGUGUUUCGUGUGUUUAGCGCCUUUAGCAUGGUUAGCGGCUCUGUCAAACCAACAUCAAAGUUCACCCAUGAAUUUUAAUUUUCUACUGAUUUUAUUCGUGUAUUUUAUUCUCCUCUCUGAGCUGAGCUCAGUGUAGCUGAUGAUGUAAACAUUUUUCUUUUCAGUGUGUGUAGGGGAUUAGUGAUGUGUGUUACUGUACUGUGGUAUUUAUUCGCUGCUCAGUGAGACACUGAGCUGGUCUGGGAUCAGUCCCUCAUCCCUGCUGUAUUAUUUAUAAAUCAGGUUGAUGAGGAUGAUGAAGGUGAUAAGUGCAUGUUCUCACUUUUAUUUUAUUAGCUGCCAUUUUUAAAAAUCUUUUUUUUAAUUAUUAAAUUUCAUCAUUUGUGGAAGAGAAGGAAAUUAAAUCGCUGUCAUUUUGCUGUAGAUUUUUAUUUUUCUCAUUUUUUAUUGCAGAAAUAACUCAUUUGUUCAUUCUUUUUUUUUUGCAUUUUUAAAUUGUGACCACUGUAACGUUGAGUAAUUUGUAAAACAGUUA
Molecule: messenger RNA, 6554 nt
Organism: Neoarius graeffei (lesser salmon catfish)
Lineage: Eukaryota; Metazoa; Chordata; Actinopteri; Siluriformes; Ariidae
Gene: bri3bp
Product: bri3 binding protein
Exons: 3
Coding region: 143-850 (235 amino acids)
Cellular component (GO): mitochondrion
Source: RefSeq, a predicted model, not a curated record